AAACAAUCCAAAUAUCUCGGAAUAGGCCAGGAACGCGCAUUUGCCAUCGAUUAAAUAUUGUAUGAAAAGUGGUUCAAAAUGGGUGGAGGCGAUCUGAACACGAAGAAGUCAUGGCACCCGAACACGAUGAAAAACCAGGAGCGCGUAUGGAAGGCAGAACAGCAAGAAGCGGCCGAAAAGCGUCGUCUGAACGAAUUGCGUCGCGAAAUCGACGAGGAACGGAAUCGGGAAGAGCUAAAAAGUAUCGGACAAAAAUCAGGCAUCCUUCCAACCGAUGACAGUGAUAAGAAGCUCGAGUGGAUGUACCGUGGACCGUCACAGUUGGUCAAUCGAGAGGAAUAUCUACUCGGGCGCACCAUCGACAAAACGUUCGAAGAGCUGGAUGCACAGGAAAAAGCGUCCAAUUCCACGUUCGGUGUUGCACAGCCAAAAAAUCACGUCGAGCAUGAGUGCAUACCGUUCUCCAUCCGACAGCACAAGGAUGUGCUUAGCAACGAUCAGGUAGACCUUGCCCGGAAGCUCAUGGAGGAUCCGUUGAUGUUGAUCAAGCAAAAGGAGAUGGAAUCCCGACAGAAAAUUCUUCAGAAUCCGGUUAAACUAAAGGAGCUGCAUCGGUUGCUAAAAGGCGACCAAAGCUUAAAAGAUUCGGAGGAAAAGAAAGUUAAAAAGGAUAAAAAGGCUAAGAAAAGCAAGAAAAGCCAAAAGAAGAGGAGGAAGGGUAAAAAGCACAGCGGCAGUAGCGGAUCAGGAAGUGAUAGCGAGCGAAGCGCCGAUUUGGAUAAGUUGUUAGCGGAGAAGUAUAAAAAAGUGACAGGAGAACACCAAGACGGUGUUAGCAUUGACAAAUUGCUCAGCAUGAAGUAUGCAAAACUAUCCCAAGAGCUGGAUGUAAUGGGCAGCAGUGGUACAAAGAAGAAAAAACAGCGACGCGGUCGGAGUGAAAGUUCCAAUUCUUCAGAUGCGGAUAGAAGAGAAUCGCGAAAGCGUAGUGUUAAUCAUCACGAAAGGCGUGAAGAUCGUGGCAAACGUGACAACCGUGAAGAAACGAGCCGAGACAAGGGAAGAAACGGAAGGAACGAUCGGCCACGAGAAGUGAGACAAAGCAGAAGAGACUCAUCUGAAGAAACAGAUCGAAGGCGCAAUAAUUUAAAGAGGGAUAGAAGUAGUGAUAGGUACAGGAAUAAGUCACCACCAGGACGAUCCAACAAUCGAUCUCCAGAGCGCAAAGUUUACACGGCGAAAGACAAAAACAGCCGAGGUCGUCGUUCCUGGUCGGUAUCAGCGGAAAAGAAACCCCAAAAGGAUGUGAAGCGUCGAUCCCGUUCACGAUCGACAUCAACGCAUAGAAAAAGGACGAAGGACACUAAGCGCCGAUCCCGUUCCCGAAGUCCGCGUAGAAGAAGUUGUACUCCAGUGAAGCCGAAGCCUUCAACCAAACCACGAAGAACACCUUCUUCAAGUUCAUCAUCAUCCGAUUCUGACGCAGCGGAACAACAUACACAAUCACGACCGUUCACUGGCGAUUCCGACGAUGAAAGGCGGAUCAAAAAGAUACGAAACUUUGGACUCGUAACCGCUUCCGGCGAAAAGUUGGAUACCUCAUCGUCGCGCCCAGAAGUGCGACUGUACAAGCGCGAAGAGAUAAAAGCAGAGCAAUCGAAGCAGAAACCAAGCUGGACCAAACCAAAGGAAACGAAACGAACAUUCAGUGAGAAGGAGCUAGAGGAGAAGCGUCUAGCAAUGAUGAGCAAUGCACAAUGGCGCGAAAAGGAACGGGAAUCAAACGUGAAGCGGUAUGAGUCGGAAGAUCACCGAGAGGAGUCGGCGUCGGCUGGCCGGGAGUACGAUAAAGAGUUCGUAACGAAGCAAUUUAAGCGUGCGGCCGCCAGUGAAACAGUCGAAUCGCGCAUCCGAUCGAAUCGCAACAACAUUCAACGGUCGAAUGGUGCCAUGGACAGAAAUUUCGUGAAGCGAUGAGUGGAAAUGAAUUGCUUAUGAAUCUUGGUACAAAAUCGUACUUUGUAUUAUGAAAUUAUAAAUAAAUUUCAAAUUUAACGAAAAUAUCCAAGUUGGGAUGGUAUAUUGCUGCAGAACAA
Messenger RNA from Anopheles moucheti, 2096 nucleotides. RefSeq names its product pre-mRNA-splicing factor CWC25 homolog (gene Cwc25). The coding region runs from base 79 to 1977 and encodes 632 amino acids. Gene Ontology annotation, cellular component: U2-type spliceosomal complex. The record is from RefSeq and is a predicted model, not a curated record. The transcript has 2 exons. NCBI's taxonomy places the organism in Eukaryota, Metazoa, Arthropoda, Insecta, Diptera, Culicidae. Gene Ontology annotation, biological process: mRNA splicing, via spliceosome.